CGGGAGUCAAGUAUGUUGCCACAACAUCUCCCUCUGCCUGUUGUGGUAACAGAUGAUAUUAAAAGGGCGGAGUGUAGGUAGGUUCCAUCUAGCUUCAACUUGACCAGGAGAAGACCAGUUCAGAACAGCAAGCAAAAUGGUUCACUUUCUUCAUAUCUCAGUAACGCUGCUUUGCGUCGUCAUCACCGGGACGUGGGCAGCAAACUGCAUCAACGACGCCAGCUGUAACGGGCAUGGCACCUGCCCCACGGCCUGCACAACUGUCUGCACCUGCACUGGCGGCUAUGGUGACGACGACUGCUCUGUUCCCCCGGUGUGCACGGCCGGCGGCAGCGAGUGCGGCAGUAAGGGCACCUGCAUCACUUCCAGAUCACCCUAUUUCUGUUCCUGUACGGAAGGCUACGGAGGGAGCUUGUGUACAGUAGCCCCAGUCUGCACGGCUACAGGAAAUCAGUGCGGCACCAACGGCGACUGCACAACGACAGCUUUCUUACACGUCUGCACCUGCAAGAACGGAUACACUGGCAAUUUGUGUACCGUAGCCCCCAGGUGCACGGCUACAGGAAAUCAGUGCGGCACCAACGGCGACUGCACAACGACAGUCACUCCCUACGCAUGUACCUGCAAGAACGGAUACUCUGGGCCACUUUGCACCAACCCCCCCAUCUGCACAGCUGAAGGAAACCAGUGUGGCACCAACGGCAACUGUACAACGGCAGCGUCCCCCUAUACCUGCAGCUGUGUGAACGGAUACUCUGGAACAAGGUGCACUAUUGGCUAA
Messenger RNA from Haliotis rubra (blacklip abalone), 781 nucleotides. RefSeq names its product adhesive plaque matrix protein 2-like. The record is from RefSeq and is a predicted model, not a curated record. Bases 137 to 781 code for a protein of 214 amino acids. Lineage: Eukaryota; Metazoa; Mollusca; Gastropoda; Lepetellida; Haliotidae. The transcript has 7 exons.